AUGAGCCUGUACGGGCUGGACGAGUCUAUUCGGCAACUGCUGAGGUUGGACAGAUUUUCGACGGUUGAUUUCAAUGCUAAAGACUUCAUCAAGCAGUUAAGAAGCACUCAGAAGGACGCGGGUAUUGAGGACGAAGUUUUGGAUCCCAAGCCGUACAUUCGUACUUUUGAGGCAGUGCUCAGUGAACUUGAACGGCUCCGGGAUGUCGCACAACAUGGAGAAGAUGCCGCAGGAACCGCUGCCGAUGGUCUGCGAGAUGACUUCAACGAGUCUGUCCUAGGGCUCGCUACUAAUGUUGACAAUGCCGUUGCCCAGAUCAAGCAGCUCGACGAGCAGGUAAGCGACGUGACUCGAGCCACAAAUUUUGUGGGUGACCGCCUCGAACGCAUUAGUGCAAUGCACCAGAAGGCCCGCACCAGUCGCCGCUUGGUUGAGUACUAUGUCAGUUUUUUGAACCGAGGUGAGUGUCCCGAGUUGCACCGCCUGUGGACGUCGGAGAACCCUACCGAUCGUAGACAUUGCGCUCAGAUUGUUGGACAAUUGCAAUUGCUCGCUCGCAAAAUCGGCGAUAUACCGGGAAGCGAGAAAGCCGAAAACGACAUUGAUAAGUUUGCCGAGCAUCUGGAGACCCACUUUGUAGGACUCUUUCAAGAUGCCUACGCAUCAUUCGACCUGCUAGGCAUGAAGGAAAUCGCCCACGUCUUGCACGACUUUAACGGUGGUGCCUCUAUUGUACAAGCGUUUGUGAACCAGCACGACUUUUUUAUGCAAAUUGACAAAAUUGAUGAUAACUCGGCUUUGCACAAUGAAGAGAUGUGGGCACAUUUGAGCGAUUUAAAGUCGGGGUGCCCCGAGUUUGAAAAAGCCAUUUCGUCGCUGGUCGAUGACGUGGUUGAUACCGUUAUGGCUGAAACAGAUAUUAUUCGUAAAGUCUUCCCUCAGCCGGCUCAAGUUUUGACUGUGUUCAUGCAACGAACGUUUGCCCAGCGUAUUCAGGGCCAAGUCUCUCUGUACAUCGAAGAGGCAGAGAGCAGAUCGGCACUAGCACAUGUCCGAGUAUUGUAUAUUUGCUAUCACUUGAUUGGCGUGAUGGUGAAAACUCUUAAGUUCCACUGGUCAAAGCAAAACAUCGACGCAGAUGGUGAGCUCUCGCUCAUGCUGGAUUCGAAUUUCAAUGACACGUUCGUUAUGUUUAUGGACAAGUACUUUGCUAUUGAGCGUCGCAAUCUUGAACAGAUUAUCUCGUCCACCUUCCAGUAUUUCUACAAUUCCGAAAACCGCCAUGAAGAUUCCCCUGGCCCCCACAAACUCCAGAGAAUAGUAACAAACGAAGGGUCUGGAAGUGGCUACGACACAGAUGAGGAAGCAGCAAGUGCUGCAGAAACUGAUAUUGAAGACUCGAGAAUGGACAAAUUCAUGCGUGCUGUUCGUCUUGAGAGAGGCAAUACCGUGCGCAAACGUGUUUCACUCCCGUGGGAAGAUCCUCAACUUGUGUUAGACGAUAUGCGUACAGUGCUAGCUGCAUUUGCUGAGGCGGUCGGCCGAGAACAAGUCUUGUCACCUUCUGCCCGGAUUCCUCACGAUGCCGUCGAGCUUUUCAACACGUUGAUCCGGGAAGUUGGCGGGAGUUACAUCAAUGAGGCAUUGUACCGGGCCAUUAAAGGAAUAUUGAAAAUUCCCAACAACGAGCCGAUAAACUGGGCAUUCCUGGACAUCGUUCGACGGUCCGCUAAUUGCGUGCAGAUGCUGGCGAUGUUUGUUCGAACAGUAUUGUUUUCCAUGGUCCGGGGAAUGGAGGCGACGCAAAACGAAAUGGCAUCCACCAUCAACGAGUACAUUAUUACGGCACAAGAUCUCUGCAGUGAACUGCUCUCUAAUGUUACCGAGCUUGUGCAUCUUCGCACCGUCGAGGCGUUUCAGAAACAAAAGCCUCGGGACUUUGCCCCUAAAGAGCAUGUUGAGCCAAACACUAGUGCUGUUUGCCGUUAUGUGAUCGAGUGCUUCACUGCUGUAAGCCAGCAAGCGCAAGAAUCACUCAGCGGGGAGAAUAGACAAAACUUUUUGGUGUCCUUGGCUGGCGGCCUAUAUAAUGACCUGGUUACCCAAAUCAAAAAGUACCGGGACAUCAACCCCGUAGGCGGGCGUAUUCUUGCUGCUGAUCUGCACGCAUACGAGCAGCUUGUGGUGAGCGAUUGGGGGAUUCUGGAGGUCGCCGACUCGUUUGCGACCCUCAAAGCAAUUGCCAAGCUUUUCUAUGCCGAUGUCCAAAUGCUCCCCUCGCUUCUCAGAGACAGCAGACUCGCCCGUCUCAAACCACAAACGUUACAAAUGUACGUUGGUCAACGACAUGACUUCCAGUCCCGCAAUUUGCACAUGCUUUUCUUGGGCAAGACUGGUUAUCGUUACGGCUGGUACUAG
Molecule: messenger RNA, 2418 nt
Organism: Wickerhamiella sorbophila
Lineage: Eukaryota; Fungi; Ascomycota; Dipodascomycetes; Dipodascales; Trichomonascaceae
Product: Exocyst complex component SEC10
Exons: 1
Coding region: 1-2418 (805 amino acids)
Biological process (GO): exocytosis; Golgi to plasma membrane transport
Cellular component (GO): exocyst; cytoplasm
Source: RefSeq, a predicted model, not a curated record